This is a messenger RNA of Ylistrum balloti, 2782 nucleotides long. RefSeq names its product beta-galactosidase-like. NCBI's taxonomy places the organism in Eukaryota, Metazoa, Mollusca, Bivalvia, Pectinida, Pectinidae. The coding region runs from base 1 to 1959 and encodes 652 amino acids. Gene Ontology annotation, biological process: carbohydrate metabolic process. Gene Ontology annotation, cellular component: vacuole. The transcript has 16 exons. Gene Ontology annotation, molecular function: beta-galactosidase activity. The record is from RefSeq and is a predicted model, not a curated record.
AUGGCGGCAGUAUCAAAUGCUCUGGUUGUGUUGAUUGUCACAAUAAUAAGUUUUUCGGUGUUAAUUUUUAAGGUGGAUGGUGCCAAUUUCACAAUAGAUUAUGACAAGAACACAUUCCUGAAGGAUGGGAAGCCAUUCCGGUAUGUGUCAGGGAGUAUCCACUACAGUCGUAUCCCACAAUAUUACUGGAAAGACAGACUCCUUAAGAUGUAUGCCGCUGGACUAAAUGCCAUUCAACUGUAUGUGCCUUGGAAUAUUCACCAACCUGAGAAAGAUGUGUAUGAUUUUACAGGACAACAGGAUUUGGUUGCCUUCUUACAGACUGCACAAGAUGUUGGCCUACUGGUCGUAAUGAGGGCAGGACCUUAUAUUUGUGGCGAGUGGGACUUUGGCGGCAUUCCAGCAUGGAUACUUAAAGAGGAUCCUAAAACUAUAUUUAGAACUAUGGAUUCAACAUAUAUAAAAUAUGUUGACCAAUGGAUGGAUGUUCUGUUACCAAAGCUGAAACCCCUUCUGUAUAAUAAUGGUGGUCCAGUGAUCAUGGUCCAAAUAGAAAAUGAGUAUGGGAGUUACUUUGCCUGUGAUAGAAACUACACCACACAUCUCCGUGACAGGGCCAGGUUUCAUCUAGGAAAGGAUGUUGUGCUAUUUACUACUGAUGGCAAUUCGGAUGGCUUCCUGAAAUGUGGCUACAUUCCUGAAGUUUAUGCCACAGUGGAUUUUGGCGUAUCCUACAAUCCAGCCGGCAGUUUUAAGGCACAGAGAGAUUACGAAGCAAAAGGUCCCUUGGUGAACUCUGAGUUCUACACCGGCUGGCUGGACCACUGGGGACAGAAACACUCCGUGACUGAUACCAAUAAAGUGACCACAAGUCUUGACCUUCUUCUAGCCUAUGGUGCAAACAUCAACAUGUAUAUGUUUGAAGGAGGGACCAAUUUCGGCUUUUGGAAUGGUGCUAACUAUGCCCCAUUUCAGCCUGUCCCGACCAGUUACGACUAUGAUGCUCCACUCACAGAGGCAGGGGACAUAACUGACAAAUACCUUGAACUAAGACAAAUCAUAUCAAAGUAUCUACCUCUGCCUGAUAUGCCGAUACCAUCGUCCACUCCCAAAGCCAAAUAUGGACAAGUUCAGAUGACAUUUGUGUCUACCCUACAAGAUGCUAUUAGCCAGCUGUGUCCCAAAGGUCCCACAAAGUCCCAGUACCCAGUUACCAUGGAGUCUAUAGGCCAGUACCAAGGGUUCGCACUUUACCGUUACGUCCUGAAGAAGAACGUGGUUUCUCAGAAACUGGCUGUCCCAGGGAUCAGAGAUCGAGGUUAUGUCAUGGUUGACAAGGUACCACAGGGAGUCAUUGUCCGUGAAAAAUCAACCAGUCUAAACAUAACAGGGAAGCAGGGAGCAGUACUGGACAUUCUUGUGGAGAAUCAAGGACAUAUCAAUUACGGCAGUGGUAUCAACAAUAACACUAAGGGGAUCAUUCAGAAUGUUACCCUUGAGGGACAGAUACUAGAAGACUGGAUGGUGUAUUCUUUAUCACUGGACAAUCUCAACCCCUCAGACAUCCCCCUGGGAGAUAGUCCAAAGUCUGGAGCAGGACUGAUGACCCCGUCCAUCUACAAGGGUAAACUGACCAUUAGUGGGAAUGCUGAGGAUACUUAUCUGGAUAUGACUGGCUGGACAAAGGGUCAGGCCCUUCUCCAGGGUCAAAUUAACCUUGGUCGUUACUGGCCAAAGGAAGGGCCACAGGUUCGUCUAUUUGUCCCCAAACCAUACUUAAAGUCAGCACCAGACAACAACAUGCUUCUCAUGUUUGAGAUAGAGGGCGCUCCCUGUCAGACUCUAGCGACGUGUAUGGUUGACUUUGUCGACCAGCCUCUCAUCAAUGGCACAAAUUCUGGGUUCUUUUCAGGACAACAAGAGAUCGGAGAGGGCUACUUCUGGCAUAAAGAACAUUAGUCCUCAAAACGUUGUCGUCACUUUCUACAUAUCGUUAGCAUCACUAACAGUUGUGAUAAUUUCUGAACUCCAAAAUGUCUGUAUCAAGAACUUGACCAAGUUAAGAAAUAUUUGAAUUACUGAAACUUAUAUGUGUAUAUCUUUAUGUUUGAUUUAGAAAACUGAAGCUGUCUUGUAAAAUGUAAACAUGUGAUUGUUAAAGGGUGUUGGGUAGACUGUCUUCAGUUUUUUUAGUAGUAAGUGCCAUAUUUUUUUCAUCUUCAUACAAUUCAAGGAAUAAAAUACACAUAUCUAUUCAUCAGGAAAAGAAUUGAUAGCAUACACACUAUAAUUACGUUAAGAAACCAUUAAAAUCCAGGAGUUGUCUGUUUUUACCUUAUACAGAUCUUACAUUGUAGACAAUGUACACAGGCACACCAAAUGCUUUUAUAUUUAUCUUUUCUUAAACCAAACAAUUUCAACUGCUUCAAGAGCUUGAAAGGUAUAUCAUAUACAGAAAAAUGUAUUAAGGGAUCAAAGUUCACACAAUCAUUAAGAAUCACAGUGUCUGGGAUUACUCUGUAUUUCAGCUCUCAAGCUUAUACCGUACUGAUAGAGCGAAACAUAGGAAAAUAACUGGCAGAUCAGGAUGGUUUUUUUUAUGUCAUCCUUUCUCAGCUGAAUACAUAUAAAUUUUUAUUGCAUUCUCAAUGGUUCAUUACGCAUUUAUAGCUAAACUGCAAGUUUUAAGACUGGAAUUUUAUUUCCAUUUACCAUGAGUUAUAUAUAAUCCAGACAGCCACACAGAGGAGAUAUAACAGCUUUUCAUUCUCAAUAAGAAAUA